GAAGAAUCGCGGGAAGACGAAAAUUGCACAUGGAGUAAAGAAAAUAGGUAUUCAUUAGAUCGCCGGCAAAAAUAUACCUCAGGAUGGAUAUACCUCAUUUAACCAACAUCUUGUCGAGUACUUUUGACCCCAACUUAAGAGAAGAAGCAGAAAAAACGUUGAAUGAGGUAAAGUUUCAUUAACUGCAAUUUCUUUCGUGAUUUGACCGAUCGACUUCGUCAACACGCACAUUGUUGGAUAUUUGAAACGGAUCUAACAAACCGUUCUUCGUUUUUAAUCAACAAUUACACCACUAAAUCUUAUAUUUAAGCAAACUCUUAAUUGUACAAUUUUAAAUUAGGCCAAACUUUUGGAAUUGUUUUUCAAUUCAAAAGAACUUUAAAAUGAAUUUUAUUCGACUUAUUUUUAUUUUGGUCAUGAUUUUGUCACGUAUUUAAGAUAUAAGUUCGAUGAGUUAUUAUUAAUUUUUUGGUUUCCUUUCUAUAGAUUCACAAGCAUCCAGGGUUCCUCUCACUUCUUCUUCAAGUCGUUAUGUCUAACGAUGUACAAAUUCCUGUGAGACAGUCAGGUGCGGAAAUUGCUAUUAAUUAAAACUGAUAACGUACGUACAUUGCUAAAUUUUAGCAUAUAUGUCGCAAUUCACAAGUCAAAAGAUUAACUUUGGCAUUGAAUUGUUCGAUUAAUGAAAGGUCAAUCGCUUAAUAUUGGAAAAGAAAGUUUUUCUUAAUGAUAUCACCAGAGUGACUUUUAUUUGUUAUGGUCGAAGUCCAACGGAGUUGGUGAUGUUCUUGUUGUUAAAACUAUUGUACCAAAUUCAAGAGAAUGCAAAGUAUUAAAGUUAAAACCUUUGAUUUAAAUAUAACCUCUACGCAACACAAGAAAACUUUAAAGAAUCAUUUUGGCCCAAGAAAUAAGUGCACAGAUAAAAUUUUGCAAGAAGUGCAAUUUAUUUCUACGGGCCUUUUUAACCUCUUCGCGAGGAUUAGUUAUUCACCUGAUGGUUCACUCAAGAAUGAUUAAACCUUUACACCCUAACAUCAGUAUCCACAUUCUCUAUGCUCUUCUCUAUACAUUUUUUUGGUACUGACAAGGAGAGAUCAUUUAGUAAUCAAAACUUCAUGGGUUGCUGAUCAUUUUCUACAUUCUCAUAAUGUUGAUAGAUUAUUUAGCAUACUUUUGUGAGGAGAACUUUGAUGCCGAUCACCCUUAGAGUUAAAAGAGUUAAAUUUUGCUUCACUGAUACAGAAAAUGUUUAUGCUACAUUUAACACCAUCCUUGUAAAAUGUUUUAUUUGCCAUCACCCAGUGAACCCAUUGAUUUGAAAAGGUUAAAAAUGAAAAAAAAUAAAAAAAAUAAAAAAAACUUAGUAUAAGAAGCAAAAUUUUAGUAAUCAGUUUAAUUGAUAUUAAUUAUUUACUGGUAAAUGAUAAAUAUAUUAAUUUAGGUAGAACCAUUUCUUACAUAUUCUGUAACAUGGUUAUUGGAAACAUUUUGAUCAGGAGAACAAAAUUUAAGGAUGGCCUUUACAUGUUCUUGAAAUGAACUUUUUGUUCACAUGCCUGUUACUUGUAUUUGUCACUAUUUCUGAUGUUGCUAGUGAUAAUAUUUUGGUUUUCUUAUUAUUGAUUCAACAAAAUGUAAAACAUAACACUAAAAGAUUCCCUGUUGCAUUGGGUUUGUAUGUUACCAGAUUGUAGAAGAAGUGAAAAUGCAUUAAGAACAUCAGUGACUCACUUGGCUGCAUCUCAUGUGCCACCUUUUGGUUCUUGCUUCAUUUUGACAUCAUCUACAUUUGUAUUACUAAACAGAAGCACAGCAACAUGGAAUUUAAUUGUUCAUUUGAUGAUAGUGACUCAUACAGCAUGGUGAUUUAAGAGUUAGCAAAAAGAUCUUGAUGAGGCCUAUGGUAAUGACAAAAUGCAUAUUUGCUCAGCCAAAUAUUAUGCUGUAAACUAUUGACUGCCAAUGAUUGCCUUUGUAGGUGUAAUUUAUCUCAAGAAUAUGAUUGUCCAGUACUGGAAAGAGAGAGAUCCUUCAGAACUUGUGGAUACUAGUGCUGCAUUUGUUAUUGUUGAGCAAGAUAAAGCUACCAUCAGAGAAAAUAUUGUGGAGGCAGUUAUUCAUGCUCCUGAAUUAAUAAGGUAAAAAUCUUGUAAAGCUACAGGUGUCUUUAAGUAAAGCUGAAGACAGGGCCCUAAGUGUGACUUUUAAAUUGAGCAGUUAUGAUAGCCAGAGGGGACAUUUUUCUUAUGAUAAAAGAACAAUUUAAAAAAAAAAAAAAAACUGUGUGCAUACUUUGCAGAAUCCAGCUUACUGUGUGUGUCAGUCAGAUUUUACGUCAUGACUUUCCUGACAAGUGGCCUGGAGUGAUUAACAAAGUGAAUGGAUUCCUGGCAGAGAAUAGUCAAGGGACAUGGAUGGGUGCUCUUCUUACCCUAUAUCAGAUUGUCAAGAAAUAUGAGUAAGUACAUACUGUCUAUUGCUAUUUUCAAGAAAUUCAAGCAUGUGCAUUUAACUUUACACUGGCGUGGGGUUGUUAUUUUUUCAGAGUUUUUCAUGGUUCCACUUUUAGAGCUUAGAAGUAUUAAAUGUGUACUGUGGUUUUUCUUAAAAUUUGUGUUUAUUUGGACUAGUCCCUUCAGUGAUGUCACAGUUUAUUGACAUGUUUAUUUUGUGGGUUAUAAUUAAGCUUUAAUUAAAAGCUACCUGUUAUUCUACACAAGGAGAAGCAUGUGAAAUAUUUGAUGCACUCUAGAAAGCUCCCUAACCUGAAAGAGAGCUGUGUGCUUGUGUCGAGCUCUUUGUCUGUUGUGGCAGUUAUGUUUGAGAACCAAAUAGUAUCUUUCUUCCUUGUUUUUAGUUCACCCCUCAUCCAAAGGCCCUUUUAUUUUCUUUACAAUUUCACUUUGAAAAUCUAAGACUCCCUUUGUUUAAUGGCUAGCAAAGGGACAAUCCCAAGAUGACUUUUAGGGCUACUGAAAAUCAUUUUUCUAGAAAUGAUUUCAUUGCCUGUUACUGUGCUAUUUCUCCUAUUCAAUUUUGUUUCACUCAAACUCUGUAGGUUCAAGAAGCCAGAGGAACGGCAAUUUCUCCACAACAUCAUGCAAGUUCUUUUGCCACAACUCUAUGCAAGAGUUGUUGCCCUGAUAGAAGACUCAUCGGAGAUGUCAGUGGAGAUCCAAAAACAGAUUCUUAAAAUUUUCUUUGCGCUUAUUCAGGUUAGUUUCAUCAACCUAAUGGUAGAGAAAAUAGUAAACUUAUAGAUUUCAGCUGUAUACACAUCAUGCACCAGCAAGUUUUCCUAUGGAGAGUACAGUGGGGGCAGAAGAACAUGUCAUGCAUUUUUUAGUAAUGGAUUUAAACAAGAUGGCAUGUAACAAUCAGUCUGACACCCUCAAAGAUUUGCUGGACACCUAGUCUCCAAAUAUGUUCCCUUUCUUGAGAGGACACAUGACUGACUUAGUGUCCAUUUUGGCAAAUCAAAGUUGAAAUGCAGUCCAAUUUUUUUCCUUAUUUGGUGAAAGGAGUGGGUGUUAGGUGCUGCUCUGUGUAUCAAAAAAAAAUAGUACUUUUGUGCUUCAGCAGAAUGUAUGGCCUUGAAUUUGAGAUUUGAGCUUGAAAAUAUUCUUCUGUAAAUGACGUGUAUGUUCUUUCCAAAAAAAUUAACACACAUUCAUGAAAUAAGUAAGAAUCUUUCAUUCAUUAAAUUGUUUUUGUCUUGUUAGUAUGUCCUUCCCCUUGAACUAAUUACAACAGAUUUUGGGAAGUGGAUGCAAGUAUUCCAAACUGUGGCAAGCAGAGAUGUACCUCCGGUAAGAAUCUUUUUACUCUGGAUCUCAUUGCUUGUACUUUGCUUUAAAUAAAUAUUCUGCACCCAAACCAAGUGGCCCACUCAGUGUACUCCUUUGUGAAUGAAAUACCAUUCUAUUCCAAAGUUACCCCCUCCCCCCCCACUCUAGCAUUUCUUCAGGCUUCCCUUAAAGCUCAUAAAUAAUUAUUUGUUUGCAUUGGUGUGGAAAGGAUACUGUAAAAGAAGUGUCUUGCAAAGGUGACAACACAGUGUCCAAGCUAAGUCUUAAUUUUGGACCUCAUGAUCUGGAAUAAAGUGCAUUAACUGUUAAGUCACCCUGUCUCCCCUUUAACUCUUUAACCCCUAAGAGUGACUGGCGUCUCAUUUCUCCUCACAAUAUCACCCUAGAAUCACACUUUAAAGUCAUGAUAAUAAAGGAAAUGACCAACUAAAGAAGCUCCUGAUUUUUAAACAAAUUCUCCUUGUUAGCACUUAGGAAAUGAACAGAGAAUGGUAAAGAGAAAAUGCAUAAUGAUGAUAGGGUGUUAAGGGUUAAUAUGAGCAUACAUGUGUGACUGAAAAAGAGAAUGAAUAGAUCAAUAACUAAUAUUUAGAUUUAACCAAGCCUAAAAGCAGAGCUUGCAUUUUUUUUUUCCCACACAUCUCAAGGGCACAACACCUUGCCCCGGCAAGGACUAGAACCCAGGUCCAACUUGUAGCCCAGUGCACUGACCACUGGACUACUGGACAAAGCUGCGGCAUUGGUGUGCCUAAAAACAGUUGAAACAUCAUGUUAAGGUUCAAAUGGUCAUACGACAUUGUAAAAAAUUUUUUCAGGUUAUGGGGCUAUGCAAGCUCCGCUACAAGUAAACUUGAACACCUUCCCACCAUGCUACUAUGUAUUAACUAGUAAGUAAAAAUGGAAACAUCAUGUUAAGGUUCAAAUGUGACAACAUCAAUACAUAGCAAAUGGUCAUUCACGCUCUCUUACCUGUAGUUGUGUGCUUUUUUUUCUUCUUUUGUACAUUUAGGUUGCUCUGGAAGGUGAUGAAGAAGAGUUAGCUAGACUACCCUGGUGGAAAGCUAAGAAAUGGGCUCUGCAUAUUUUGUGCCGGUUGUUUGAGAGGUAAACCUGUCUUUUAGUACAGCACUAAACCCACUUGCAUACAUGUACCUGUGCAUGUCAAAAAAUUAUAAUUUUGUACAUAGUUUUGAACCAGGAAGAAUAAGGAAACAUCAUCUUUCGUUGUGUUAGUGGUUUUCAUUUUUGUUUUUUCUUUCCCCCUUUUACUCUUGUAUCAACAUUUUGGUUGUCACCAUUACUUUAAUGUCCAUAAAGAAAUAUUUAGGUGUUAGUCCUAAAAAGGGGUUUAAAGGGGAAUAUUUUUCUUUUUCUUUUUGCCUAUUUGUGGGGCAGCUAACAAAGAUGAUGCUUUCAUGUUUAAAUGAGUCCUUUGGGUUUCAGAUAUGGUACUCCAGGAUCAAUAACAAAAGAAUAUGAGGAGUUUUCUGAGUACUACUGUAAACAUUUUGCAGGUAAGUAAGCAAAGAGACUUUAGGUUUUUCCCUUCAGUAAAAAUGUUGCAAGGUUGUAUAUUGAAUUUUUUUAUUGGGCUCGCUUUCUGUGUAUAGAUUUUUUCAUCAAGGUUUCCUAGCAUUUUUUAUUUCUUGAAGUCAACCAUCAAAGGAACCUCCUCCAUAACAUCAUGGCCCAUCCCAGAAGAAGUUAAUACUGUGCUUUAGAUUAGUCAACUUUGGACUGAGUUUCAAAAAAAUGCAGGAUUUAUUUAUUUAACUGAGAACUUGUCUUUUCUCACAGUAAGUGUGACACAGAUUCUUCUGAGAGUACUGGAUCAGUACAGACGAAAAGUGUUUGUAGCUCCAAGAGUACUUCAGCAAACCAUAAACUACUUGAAAAAUGGGUGAGUACAUUUCUUUCAGGUUGUUAUAACAUUAUGGGGAUUACAUUGAUGCUGGUCUCAGCUUUGUAAAUGCAGUUUGUUUGGCAAUGAUAAGUAGUGAUAUUCACCUGCUGUACAAAUGGUGCUUCAAAGCAUAUUUUAAAGUGGUAUUGAUUUUUUUGUCAAAAAAAUAUACUUGUUUAUUUUCCAGAGUUUCAAAUUCACUUCAUUGGAAAAUAAUGAAGCCCCAUAUCCAGGUAAAAAAGCAAACAUACAAACAGAAAAGAGUUUUAAAGUUCAACUGAAGUUAGCUAGCAGGGAUUGCCCAGGCAGCUAUAAAUUAGUGUAAUGAACACACAUAGUAGACAAACAGUUACAGACUCUAAGUUACCAUACUGGUAUGUACAGUAACAAUUGGCAAUCUGUGGUUUGCAAAGUUUUUUUGAUAGAUAAACUUUAUGUGAAGUGCUUGGAAUGGCAGUAGAUUCCCUAAGAGGGAAGCCUGACUAUUGUUGGUUACCCUUUUUAAAAGCAUUCAAGGUUGAUUGGAAAGGCCUAGUUGAUGCUAUGGGAGUUAAGGCAAUAGCAUUGUCUGAAAAAUGUUAUGAUGUUAUAUUUAUAGGCAAUAAUCCAGGAAGUUGUGUUUCCUUUGAUGUGUUACACGGAAGAGGAUGAUGAACUCUGGCAAGAAGAUCCAUAUGAGUUUAUAAGAGUUAAAUAUGGUGAGAAAGGGAAUAAUAUACUUAAGUACUACCCUGGAAACAGCUAAAGGACUUAGGCAUGUAAACUUUAACAAAUUUCUUAGAAAAUAUGUAUAUCAUCUUUACUGAAUUGAGCUGAAAACUAGCAUGUGGCGAACAAAUUUCAAAAGCCAAUUUUUUUUACAGGAAUGCAAUAACCAAAGAUUUAAUGGAAUGAAUAUUUUUAAAUGUUAAAAGAUUUGCAGUUAAGUAACAUCUUGCACAGGAAUAACUAGGCACAUGUUUGAAAACUCAACAAAAAAUUGAGGUGACAUUCACAAAUUUUCUUCAUAUUUGAACUUUGAGUAGUCCAGUACUUUUAAAUAACCUGAAGCUUUGUCUCUUAUUGACAGAUAUCUUUGAAGAUUUUGUGUCCCCUGUCACUGCAGCAGCCACGCUUCUUCACACUGUAGUUUCAAAAAGAAAACAAGUUCUUGACCCUACCAUGGUAUUCUGUGUCCAUGUCCUCAACCUCCCUCCUGAACAGAGGGAUCCUCGACAGAAGGAUGGAGCUCUUCAUAUGAUUGGCACAUUAGCUGAUGUGUUGUUAAAGGUUUCUUGUCUUUUCUUUUUCAUUUUGAAUUGUCUGUUUAAUGGGUUUAUGUCUGUCAGUGAUUGCAUAGCUAGUGUUGUUCUGCAUGCUGGCAUAGGUGGGUGCUUCUCAAACUUAAUUUGUAAUACAGCAAAACUAUGUUAGGAGUCAAGAGAUUAAGAGAUCAAUUAAAUUUCUCUUCCAAUAAAUAGAGAAACUUUUAAUUUAGCGAUAAUCAAUUGCCUUGGUUCAAUUUAACCCAAACAGACAAGACCAAGAAUUAUUUCUCCUUACAGUAUCAAUACAAUAUCAAACAGACAAGUGAUGAGAAUAAAGAAAAAUGUUUUGAAUAAGGGGAUUAUUAAGGGAUCCAAUACCAAAUUCUCCUUACUAUCAUCAUAAGAGUUGUAGGGCAUACAGCAAGGAGAGUUACUAAUGAUAUCUUGAGAGUGAAGGGUUUAGAUUGCUGUGGAAAACUGGCACCACCCUAUCAACUAAGGAGAGUCUUGUUCUCGUACAAUCUUAUAGUUUUAAAGCAAGCAGUGUACUGUUUAUUAUUUUUAGAACUCACAGGCACCUUGCAAUAUGCUCCAAUUUGUGACUGGUGUUAAAGAUUACUCUGGUUUUUGUGUUACAACACUUAUUGACAGAUUGCACUUCAAAUGUUAACCGCAAGCAACCACAUUUCGUCCCUCUUUUUUUCUGUUAAGGAGUUUUUAUUUCAUCCUCAUAAAGAGCUUUAAUACAAGAUAGGAAUCCUUAUGAUAAUGUAAGAUUCUUUUGUAUCAGCUAUCAUAAUGCUUUCUUAUUAAUGAUUUUGUCUUAAAUUGUGUUGUGUCCUCUUGUUACAGAGAAAAAUGUACAAAGUACAGUUGGAAAACAUGUUAGUGCAACAUGUUUAUCCUGAGUUUAAAAGUUCAUUAGGAUAUCUUAGAGCCAGGGUAGGAACAGUUUUUUCAUUGAUUCAUUGAUUGUUUUGUUUGCCAGUGAAGAAACUGAUGUUUUAUUUGAUUGAAAUAUCGAACAAAAUUUGCAUCAAUAACAAUAAAAAACAUAAUUUUGCAUUAAAGCUAGUUGGUACAUCAUUUUUGUGUAAAAAAUCCAGACAUAUUUGGGACUUGAACAUACAAAUUUGUUAUUAAUAGCUCCCAAACUUAAUCUGUCUAGGAAUGAAAUUACAAAGCAUUGCACUGGAAUUUUCCUUACUGUUUUUUUUUUGUGCAUUGGUUGUUUUCAGAAAAAAUAACAAAACAAAUCUAAUUCUCUUGUUAGUGUCUUCUAAAAGAUCCUGAUGAUAAACAGAAAACAAAAAUCUCUAUGUUGAGGGGAAGAUUAGAGCAAAGGGGAUAUUGAUAUAGUAGAGAUUAUUUUCAUCUAACCCUUUGAUUCCCUUACUGUGUGUGCUGCCCACCUAAUGUAUAGACUUUUCUUUAGGCUUGCUGGGUCUUGCACAGUUUUGGUGACAUAACCUUUAAAGAAGAAAGAAACCUUGCCACAGCAGUGGAUUCUGCCCGCAUCUGUUUAACUGAAGACACUGAUCCUCCAGUCAUUGUGGAGGCAGCCAUUGCUUUACAGUUUCUUAUAGAGAAACAAGAGGGAUGUGAGUUUUUUUUUUUCAAUUUUUUUAGCACUUAAAAGAAGUUGCAAUGCAUAAAAACACCCUUUGAAAAGAGAAGAUUUCUUAUUUCAUGAGUUGUUUUGUCAAUGGUGUGGCAGAGCAAAAGACAUAAAACUUGAUAAUUUUUUUCACCCAUUGCCUUCCAUCAGUUAAGUGCCCAAUAGGUAGGUAGAAAAUAAGGAUAAUGUAAUGGAGAUUUUUUUUCAUUUUUAUUUUGCAGCAAAAAAAUAUAUUGAGCCACAUGUGCGUCCAAUCAUCCUACGUGAGUAUUCUUUAUCUCAUUUCCAGUACAAUUUCAGGAUACAACUUUGCAUCUACUUUGAUAAAAAAAAUUAGCUGAAAUCCUUAAAAAAGUGCUUAGAACAAAGCAAAGAUAAGCAUUCUAAAAAAGUUUUUUUCAGAUGGAAAAAAAAUUAUUCAAUUUCAUUGCACCAACCUUUCCUUAUUAGGGCUUAAAAAUCUGCAUGAUUUGUGAAUGAUUACAUCAAAAGACAGUUGUUCAAAUAGCAGAUAACAUUAUUUUAUGGAUAAAUCGCUGUCCAGUGGAUAAGUGUUAACAAAACAUUCUGCGCUAUCCACCUGACAGAGAUUUAUCCAGUAGAGGGGGUUAUCCACCCUUCAAACAAUGGGGGCCUGGUCUCUAGAGUGGAAGGGCCAGCAUGAAACCCUGGCUGGUCAUUGUGUGUCAUCUGAGCUAGACACUUCACUCCCACUCUGCUUUGCCCAACUCAGUAGUAUACUUGGGGGAAGAGAAUGUGGAGGGGGAAUAAACUAUGAAGGGUUAGCAUUCCAUAUUGGUCAUUGUGUUUAUCUGAGCUAGACACUUCAAUCCCACUCUGCUUUGCCCAACCCAGAAGUGUAGAUGGUAAUGGCAAACUUUCAGGAACACAUACCCAGAUCAGGAUAGGGGGGUUGGGAAGAAUGUGGGAGGGGGAAUAAACUAUGAAGGGCUAGCAUCCCAUAUUGGUCAUUGUGUUUUAUCUGAGCUAGACACUUCACUCGCGCAGUGCCUCACCCAACCCAGGAGUAUAGAUGAUAAUGGCAAACUUUUAGGGACAGCCCUUUAAGUAUUAGAUGUAAUAUAAUGUAAUAUCCUUUAUUUAAACACGAUAGGGUUUAAAGCUCAAAGCUUGUGGGGUCAUGUAAAAAUAAUUACAAUAUGAAACUAUAUUAAAAUAGGGAUAACAUCACAUACAAAAUACAACUACCAUGGUAAAAAUUAAGAAAUAUUCAAUAAGUUUUGAAAAAGAGAAAUAUUAAAUGAGUUCAUGUGUUCACAUCUGAAUAAAUUGACUACAGCAAUUGAGGCUUAGAAUAUUUAGAAGCAUUUAAAAUCACAGUAGCACCUGGGGAGUGACUGGGCCGACUGUGCGCUAAAAUCAAGUUCCUUAAAAUAAGAGUCCUUCUUCACUUUACAAUAAAAAUCAGUAAACUGGCCUGUAAAAUGAGACAAGACAGCGUUUCCAAGGAUAGUGCCUCUAUAGCUAAUAGAGUUUUUAAGAAACUGUGAGCUAAAUUGCAGAACGAUUAUGUUAUUACUCCUUCUGAAGUUUUACACAAUGCAAGGUUUAUUUGUCAAGUAUGAAAGAACCACAGGUGCUUCACCUACAAACACGCUAUGGAACAGUUUAAUUAAUUGAAGUUUAUAAUAAAAGGUUAAAGUGUUCCAAUUUGAGUGUUGGUAUACUUUGUCAGUGGGUAUAUCGUGAGGUAAAUUAUAUAUUAUUUUGGCUGCCCUUUGGUAAAGUAUUUCCAAAGAUUGUAGAAGGUCCGUAUUUGGAUGCCUUGGUCCCUAAGAGUUAAAUUAAGAGCAUGCAGUUUUGUAAAGAAUUUUGUAUGAAUGUUUUGUCACGAGGGCUUACAUGUACAUGUGUUGUGCUCAUUUUAUCUUUGUCCCCUCUGACUAACCAUGCAGCCUUCGGUGUGAUAAAAUUUUUGUUUGUCCUCCUCUAGAACUGCUGAAAGUUAUUCGUGAAACAGAGAAUGAUGAUUUGACAGGAGUGAUGCAGAAACUCAUCUCAACAUAUGGACAUCAGGAACAAGUGGCAAGCAUUGCAAUAGACAUUGCUAGAGAUCUGGUAGGACAAAUUGAAAUUUAGUUAUGUGUUCAAGAAAAAAUUGUUUGUUUUGGGCUUGUAAAACGUCCUUUUAACUUUUGAAUUAGACUGUAUGCCAUUAAAAUUUGCAUGUAAUCCUGGAAAAAGGCACCAUUUAAGUGUUCGUAAUUAUGAUAUUCUCUGAUGAAAUUGUCUUCUUUCCACAGGCAAGCACUUUUGUUCAGUUGUUGGAUGGGGAGGAUAGUGAUGAGAAAGCUGUUACUGCCAUGGGAAUUCUGAACACUCUGGAGACAAUGUUGAAUGUGAUGGAAGGAUCUAAAGCUGUAAGAUGAAUUUAAUGUCAUUGAUUUGGUGAAGUUUUUAUUUAGACACCUAGGUAGCUACUAUUUUAGAGGGAUAGUCCUUUGUUGACAGCAAUUAUUGAUUGACUGAAAUGUAAAUUUUCUUAACACAGUGAUAUCAUUUUUCAGAUUGUACUUCAACUGGAACAAGUCGUGAUUUCUCUAAUAGCCAAGGUUCUAGAGCUGUCCGUAAUGGGUAAGGAGUAGAUAUUUUUUCUGGCUUACUACAUUUAAGUUAUUCUCUCAUUAAUAGUGUUACUGUAUUUCUGCGCAGAAUUCUAUGAAGACAUUCUGUCCAUUAUCUGCACCUGUACAUGUUUUGAGAUCUCACAGUCCAUGUGGGCAGUCUUUUACAUGCUUUAUGAAGCUUUCCAGAGGGAUGCCUUUGACUACUUUGCAGGUAUUGAGUCGUAAUUUACUUUAUGUAACCGUUGAUGACCUGGAGUACAUGACAUGCUGAGAAACAAUUGCCUCAGGUAUGUGCAUCCCUUUCCUACUGUACUUUGGAGUACAUUUUUGAGGGAACCUUGCACAGUGAACUCUGAAGAAUUACCUGCUAUUUCAGGGUUUUUACUCAGCGGAAAUUCAGCUGCGUGAUUUUUACUCAUCCAAAAUGUAUCAUUUACUGUACGUUAGUCGCAGGAUAUGCUACAAGUAAAAAAUUAAUGACGCUUAAACUGUAUGCAUUUCUGCCACCCAGAAAUGAUGCCAUGUUUACACAACUACAUCACAGUGGACACACCUGCCUUUCUAGCAAAUUCAAAGAAUCUUGAGAUAAUCUACAACAUGUGUAAAAAGGUAUGCCGUAUGAACAUGUCGCUAAUAUUGUUCUUAUUAAAUUUAAAAUUAUACCUCUGCCUGUUCACUUAAUGGUCAAAGAAUACGCAUGUAAAGUAUACUGGCUUUUUACCCUUUAACUCCCACAACUGAUUAAUAUGAAACUUCUCCCUAUUAUAUUCAUACAUUAUUCAGCAAAAAGGCAUUGAGAAUACCCAAAUGUAUCAAGUUGUAGUUAUUAGCUUGAUCUGAGACCAAAUCCUCAUGACUUAUUUACAAGAUAAUUUAUGGAAGCCAGAGGAGAGAAUCGACAAUCCCAUCGUGAGAGUUAAAGGGUUCACACUCAGGAUUCUUUUCAUUCGUCAUUAGAUGUUAACAGAUUCGUCAGCAGCAGAAGAUCAGCAGUGCAAUGCAGCAAAGCUGUUAGAAGUGACAAUACUUCAAUGCCAUGGACAGAUAGACCAGGUAAGGUAAUUGACUGAAUGGUUGUCAAAUACAACAAUUAUUUAAGUGAGCCAGUGCUCGACGCUGCGACCGUUUUGGUCGCCUUGGCGAGCAGAGGAAUAUUUUAGCGACUGAAUUCGCAACAAAAGUCUCCAAUUUGACAACUUGGGCGCUUUUGUAGCAAGCUGUAGAAGUAACGAAUAAAAGGGGUAAAUUUCUAAAGAAACUGUGGUGUUGUGUCCAUGGGAGAGUAUAACAGGGUAAUUUCGUAUUAUCGACUGAGUUCAUGACGUAAAUUGGCCACCGUUAAGAGUUUCAAAGCUGACGUUUCGAGUGUUAGCCCCUCGUCAGAGCGAGAUUACUCUGACGAAGGGUUCUGAUAAAGGGCUAACGCUCGGAACGUCAGCUUUAAAACUUUUAACAGAGGCCAAUUUACGUUAUCAACUUAGUUGAUAAUACCAAAUUACUUUGUAGAGCUAACGGUUUAGAGACAGUUAUACAAUAAGCUGUAAAUAUGGAAUUCUGCGGUCCAACAUUAAGCUCUAGCCUACUCAGAGAUUUCUUUGUUCUUUCAGUGGCUUCCGUUUUACAUUGAAGCAGCGCUGGAGAGAUUGACAAGGGAGGUGAAGGAGAGUGAACUAAGAACUAUGUGCUUACAAGUGGUAAGGGAGAUCACAACAACACGUAGUUUCAGUAGAUACGAGCAGUAAACGUCCUCAAGCCGUGUAUUUCUCAGAGACUUGUGACAUAAAGCUUUCUUUUUGCAUCCCAGUGAAAUGUUGAUGGAAUCGAUCCAUCAAAGUUUUGAAUGUACGUUUCAAGUUUCCCAAAGUCGGUUGAUUUUUUUUUGAAAAGAUAGAGAAUUAAGGAGGUGAAAACUUCGUGACAAAAGUGAAACACGUAGCUGCAACUUCGUUGUGGCCAUUGUUUUUGGUAUUUUUUGCUGGCCCCCCACUUAGUUGUGGCUUCGUUGCAACUUUUGUUUCAGAGCUUACUAACUGCGUUUGUUUUGUGAUUCCAGGCUAUCGCGGGGCUAAUAUACAAUACUCCCCUCUUAUUAAGUAUUCUGGACAAACUCCACUUUCCAAAUACGAACGAAACUGUGACGGCGCAGUUUUUUAGUCACUGGGUUAGUGACUACGACUGUUUUUUCGGGUAAGCGGACACAAAAUAUUUUGAUUUUGGUACUUUUAGCGUUUUGAGACAAUUGAGAACAUGAUAUUUGGCGCUGUUGCUCCAGAUGACUUCGUUCGGUCCGAUUUGGUUUUUUCAGACAUUGUAAUUGCCAACUUGCACUAGGAAACUUCAUCAUUUCCUGGGAAGGAAUCACAUGGUUUUCAGGGAGGGACGGAGGGGGGAUCAGUCGUCGAUAACAGAGUAUAAAUGAGUGGGGGGGGGGGAAUCGUUAGAAUAUGAAAGAGCCUUAAAGGGGAUCAGGUAAAUUUUUUUGAAACAUAACCUAAGUCCCACGACCCACCCUCCCCUCCCCUCCCUGCUGGCGAAAAAAAAAUGAGUAGUUCUUUGGGACCCCGUAUUGUAGCAUCAUUUAGGGCAACUUUUGAUUUUCCUUGUUAAUCUUUCCAACUUCUGAGUUCUCGCGUGGUGCACCUGCAACUGGUCAACAGGUGUCUUCCUAUUGUCUCAUUGCAUAUACUGAUUGCUUGAACUUAAUUCUAACAUUCAUUAGAUCUUAGACUAAGGAGUAGUGAAGAUUUAUGUCCUCAAUUAGCCUUGCUGUUACUGAUGAACUCUGGCUACUCUUUUCUGUUGUAGUAUUCAUGAUCGCAAGAUGUUUGUGUUGGGUUUCUGUGCACUCAUGGAUCUUCCAAAACAGAUGAGACCACAGGCCCUCCUUCAGUGCUCGCCCCAGAUUCUCCCGGCCUUGUUAGUGUUAUUCCAAGGACUCAAAAGAGCGUAUGAAAGUAUGGACUAUAUUUCCACAUAGUGAAAUGUUGACUUUUCUGUAUAUUUCUCGCUGGUCUCCUUAACAACCGUUGUUUAGUUGAUAAGGAAACAAUUUUUCAACCUUAACACUGUAAAAUACAUUUAUUCAGAAAUUGAACAAUGAUCAAAGCCUGCUGUUGCUGUCGGUUUUCUUUUUUAAGUUAAUUUUGGUUAACAACUGAGUUUAUAAUAUAAAUUGGCUAUCGUAGAAAGUUUCUAAAGCUGAAGUCUUUAGCGUUUGCCCCUCGCCAUUCGCCCUGACGCAGGGGUAAUGGUCGAAACGUCAGUUUUAAGAAAGUUUCUACGGAGACCAAUUUACAUUUUAAAGUCAGUUGGUAAAACGCAAUUAUCUCGUUAUGCCCCCUCCCCUCUCCUCCCCCACUGACGUUGCACCAUACUUUCUUCAGAAACUUACCCCCUUUAUUCAUUUGUUUCUUCUUCGUGAUCAAUCCAAUCAUACUCAAAUCAACGCGAUAUUUUCAUUUGUUAUUUGAUUGUUUUAGACCGAGGUGAAGGCGAAGGUGAGAAUGAAGAUGACGAGGAAGGGGCGUCUGAUGAAGGUGAGCUUCCGUAGAUUGGCGAUUUUCCUGUUUUUCUUGGAGUUUAUCUUUUCUUUUCGUUUAUUGGCACUGAGGCGUCGUGGCUUAAUUUUUUUAGAAGCUGGAUUUGAAAUCCAAAGGCCAUGCAUUUAAUUCCCUAGCUCUGCGACUCAACUCUAAUUUAUAUCUCGCAAGUGCAGACUUCAGUCUUCCACGGCCAUUUGUUAGGUGUCGACAAUUUUCUCUUCUCUUAGUUGGAAUUCUUAAUGAUUUACUUUCUCUAUACUCUACUCUCACGUGCGUUGGAUCUAGAUGCUACUUUUCACGUCUUUUGGUCUUGUCGUUUCGAAAAUACGAGCUAUGAGAUUCAAUUGUUAUUUCAAGACAGUAUUCGGCAGCCUCUGCAUUUUUCAACGAUUAAUUUUGGAUGGAGAAACAACGCCAAAAAACCUUGUCGCACGGACGACUAUUUUUGCUCCAUUUGUGAGAGUUUUGACUCAUUUUUAUUCUGUACUUUUUCUUAGAUGAACUAGCGAGUGACGAGGAUGAAAUAAACGAAGAUGACAUUCAGUAUAUUGAAAAUUUGGCGAAAAAGGUAGAAAUAUGUCUUACUGAUGCAAGGUUUUAACAGAUGACAAACUAAAUGAAAAAUUGACUGACUUGCCGGCCUUUAAAACGAAUUGAUGUCAGACAAUUGAUUAAUUAACUGACUGAUAAGCUGACUGGCUGAAUCUAUACUCAACGAACGACUGGAUCGACCGACCAGUUGAUUGACUGACUAACAAAUUGGCUGGUCUUUAGGCUGAGAAAUAAUCGAAUCAAAAAAGAUACUAGCACAAUAUUCCGGAAAGUAAGUGCUCAAGGUAGCUCGCUCGAAACGCCGAAUACACUCUCUAGAUUUUUGCCAGUUUGGCUGCAAUUGAUAAUAAUGCAUAGUUUAUGUUUUGAAGGGGGGAUCAUUGCGGUUUUUAUCGCCUUACAUGCUCAUUAUUCUGAGCGUUCCUUAGUGAACUGCACGGGUGAUGCGCUGAGCUUGAGUAACCGGAAAACGUGAUUACAUAUCGAAACUAAAUUCUGUUCGUGUAGAUUUGAAAAAAUCGUGGACAAGGCCAUGUUAACUUACGGAAUUUUACAGGUUCGAAAUAAUACGAACCGUACGUACAAAAGCAAUUUGUCAAGGUGAAUGACCCCUUGUGAAAAUGGAUCAAUGCUAACAGUGAGCACCAUCAUUAUCUUAAGAACCUAGCGUGUUAAACUCUUAUAUUUACAACCGUGAAAUCCUAUUUUUGCCCUCUUGCAGGCCGCUGACCACUUAGAUGAUGAAGAUGAUGUGGAAGAUGAGGAGACAGCUCUGGAGAAUUUUACUACAUCUGUGGAUAACGAAGAAACUGAUGAAUAUAUUGCCUUUAGGAAUUCACUCCAAGGUGAGUACAGGGUUGGCGUCGUGUGAUUUGCAUGCGUUUCUUUUGCGUCGGCAAAAGCAAUAGAAGUAUUAAAUGUUUGUGUUUUGUCCGUAUCGCUCAUGUCAAUGUUAUGUGUGGGUUAGAGUGAAUGUGUUCAAUUUUUAGCCCUUCAGGCCAAUGACCCAGAAUGGUAUUCUGCUUUGACAAGUGUGUUAACAGAAGAGCAGGGCAAUUCACUACAGGAAGUGCUUGUACUGGCGGAACAGAAGAGAGCUUCACUAGGUGAGAACUGUGCCAAUUAUCAACCAGCCAAAAAGGGUGAAAUAGUAGAAUAGUCGAACGUAACUUUUAGGUCAGUCAUUUUUGUCAGUUGGUCAGUCUGUAGGCCAGCCAAUUUGUUGGUCAGUCUGUCGGUCAAUCGUUCAGUGAGUUAUUUUGCCAGUCAGCUGAUCUGUCAGUUAGUUCAUCAACUGCCAGUCAUCAAUUCAUUUUAACCCUUUAAACCCUUUGAGUGACCAGCGUUUAAUUUCUCCCUGCAAUAUCCCUCCCGAAUCACACAUUAAGGUCAUGAGAAGAAAGGUCACCGGAGAACGAACCUUUUGAUUGGCAAACAAAUUCUCCUUGUUAGCAUCUUAGGAAAUGUAUAAAGAAAAGUAUGGAGAAUACACAUUCUAAUGUUAGAGUGGAAAGGGUUAAAGGUUGGCCCUCGGGAAAGUGUGAGGUUUUGAGCAGCGCGAGCCGUGGAGAGGUCAGUAAAGAGUCAGUGACCCUCAGUUAACCUCCCCACCCCCCCCCCCCCGACUCGUCUCCAAUCUUCCCACGGGCGGAGAAACGCGCUUCCUGCAUUGCAAAGUUAAGGGCGUGUUUACAGACUAUUGAGGGUCAGUGGUAACAAAAUUGUUUAGUGGGUUGGUCAGUUAUUGUCAUAAAAGGUUUGGUUAAAUGAUUUUAUCGAUCAAUGGCUCAUCGAUUGAUUUAUCAUCUCUGAAUAAUGUAUUGAGUAGUAGCGAAAGUAAACUACACGACUUAAAAUCCAGUGCACCAAUCCUCUUCAUUUCGACCUUAGCCAGGCUCUCUGUGUUUGGUUCUUGGGUUAGACUCUCGGCUAUUUUCCAUCCCACAGAGUCCAGGCGAAUUGAACAGCAAGGAGGAUACAUGUUCACCAACAUGGCUGUGCCAAGUACCUUCAACUUUGGACAGUAACUGUGAAAGAUUUCUGUGUUGCCUAGCUCUUUCACGAAGGGGCUACAAAUAAAAGGGUUUUUUUUUACGAAAUUAAGGAAUUAACCUUCGAACAUAAUUUAUAUCGUCAGAUUGAAGAGACAUUUGACUUCUGACUAUUGACGUCAUGUGAGUGACUUUGUGAUUGCGUGACUUUUCUGUUAUGUCGGAAGCGUAAUUGGUGACAUACAGCAGAUCACGCAACACCGCGAUUUCGCGUUUCUGCCGUACUUGUUAUCUUGCUCGCUUUCUUCUUUUUUACACAAUAACAUCAAUUUUAUUUGUUAAGGGUCGAUUUUGCUGACCUUACGUCGAAUUAUUGUUUUCGGCAAACAUUUUGAUAAUGAUAUACCUUUGCAAAGUUCUAUAUCAAAUGAAAAAAUAUUGCAACCUCAAACCCGCCACAGCAGGUGUCACGCUAGCUGUCAUGUUGGCAGUCGUGCCCUCGCGAUACAUGAUGUCGUUUGGCAGCUCGAGAAGCGUCAAAGGACUUAAAAAAACUUUAGGAAAAUAGAAUUAAAAAAGAUCCGGCGUCUUACAAAAACAAUCAAAAGUGUCGUUUAUGGUUGAGAAAAUUCUAAAUUUUGACGUGCCAGUCUUAUUACGGAGGGGUUUCAGAUUUGGAACAGUGGUAUUCCAUAACGAACUGUUCUCAUUGUGAUGCUAAAUAUCACUUUCAAUACCGGAAUCCGAUCUUGAGACGGAAAUUCGCAGUUUUAGCACAACGGAAAAAAGGUAGAAAAGGCGCAGGAAAAUCCAUUUUUUCCUAAUCAUUUUUGAGAUCCUAUCUCGGAAAGAUACAAAUAACAAUCGCACACCUUUCUUGGUGGAAACAGAAACAGUCGAAAAGUAUUAUGGAUAACUGCCGGUUGGUAACGGUUUGUCACCAAGAAUAAGACUGACUGUUAAAAUGACUUGAAAGUUCAGACAGCAAAGCUAUUUUAAUAAAAGAACAAAUCAAGUAAGAGGUUGUUCGGUCGUUAUUGCAGACAGG
Messenger RNA from Pocillopora meandrina, 18301 nucleotides. The record is from the annotation of a GenBank genome assembly. Lineage: Eukaryota; Metazoa; Cnidaria; Anthozoa; Scleractinia; Pocilloporidae.